Molecule: messenger RNA, 1653 nt
Organism: Oenanthe melanoleuca
Lineage: Eukaryota; Metazoa; Chordata; Aves; Passeriformes; Muscicapidae
Gene: SPATA22
Product: spermatogenesis associated 22
Exons: 9
Coding region: 607-1653 (348 amino acids)
Biological process (GO): regulation of meiotic cell cycle; meiotic DNA repair synthesis; homologous chromosome pairing at meiosis
Source: RefSeq, a predicted model, not a curated record
CCUCAGGGCUGACCCUCAGCCUCAUCCCUCAGGGCUGAUUCUGAGCCCCAUCCCUCAGGGCUGACCCUCAGCCCCGUCCGUCAGGGCUGAUUCUCAGCCUCAUCCCUCAGGGGUGACCCUCAGCCUCAUCCCUUAGCCCCAUCCCUCAGGGCUGACCUUCAGCCCCGUCUCUUAGCCCCGUCCCUAAGGGCUGACCCUCAGCGCCGUCCCUCAGCCCCAUCCCUCAGGGCUAACCCUCAGCCCUGUCCCACAGCCCCAUCCCUCAGGGCUGACCCUCAGCCCCAUCCCUCAGGGCUGACCCUCAGCCCUGUCCCACAGCCUCAUUCCUCAGGGCUGAUUCUCAGCGCCAUCCUUCAGCCCUGUCCGUCAGCCCAGUCCCUCAGCCCCAUCCCUCAGGGCUUACCCUCAGUCCUGGCCCUCCGGGCUUCACCUCAGGGCUGACCCUCAGCACCAUAUUUCAGCCCCAUCCUUCAGUCCUAUCCCUCAGGGCUGACCCUCAGCCCCAUCCUUUAGCCUUAUCCCUCAGGGCUUCACCUCAGGGCUGACCCUCAGCCCCCAAAUUUGGAGUAAUCAAUCCAUUGCUGCCUGUUAAGAUUCAGCAAAGAAAUGAAAAGGAGUUUAGCUGACACCUCGGCUCGCAGCACAGCAGGUUGUCUGCCUGUACCACUGUUCAAUCAGAAAAAAAGAACUAGACAGCCCAUCACUUCAAAUCCACUUAAAAAUGAACCAGGUACUGGUUCUGGGACUCGUAGUUAUGACUUCUCUCCCUCAUCAUUCGGCUGGGGAACUGCAAACCCAGAAGUGGAUGAGCUACAGACAGCAGCAAACAGUGGCCAAGCAGAACAUCCGAUGGCUCCUUCCCUUAUGAAACCACCAAAUGCAUCAAAGUUUAAUUUAGCAAAUGCUGGGAAAAACUUGUCUGCCUGCAGGAACAGGAAUGAAUAUACUCCUUUAGGUAACACAGCAAAUUCAAGAUCUGAUAAUGGAACUUCUCGAAAGUUUGAGAACUUUUCAAGCAAUUUGAAAACUGUCCAGCAGCAAAAACACCCUGACAGUCAUAACCCAUCCCAGCUCAUCAAACCAGACACAUCCAAAGGACAGUGGCCAGUGAAAACCAGCACUGUGGCAAGAAACCUGCAGGAUCACAGUCCAGCAUAUAAAUUUAACUACAAUACUCAGCAAAAUAAAAUGAAUGAAAACCAAUUUGCUUGUGUCCCAGAAGAUAAAAGUCAGGAAAUUUCAUCAUCUCAAGUAAAAACAAAAAUAAAAAAGAAUUCUUUGCGAAUCCUGUCUGCAGUCAUUCAAAGUGUGAGGCACUGGAGCCAAUAUACCUAUAAAACUCCACUGUUAUUUGAAGUUCUAGGCACUCUGGAUUCUGCAGUCACACCUGGAGCAAAAGGGGCAAAGAACUUUCUUCUGAGAGAUGGAAAGGAGACCCUGCCUUGCGUGUUUUAUGAAAUUGACCGUGAGCUUCCACGACUCAUUAGAGGUCGAGUGCACAGGUGCAUGGGAACUUAUGAUGCAAAAAGGAACAUUUUCAAGUGCGUCUCUGUAAGACCAGCAACUGCUCAAGAACAGAACACUUUCCAAGACUUUGUUAAAAUUGCAGAUGUUGAGAUGACAGCAUAUGUAAAAACUAUAAAUGAAAUGUAA